This is a messenger RNA of Neurospora tetraspora, 600 nucleotides long. RefSeq lists its product as uncharacterized. The transcript is spliced from 6 exons. NCBI's taxonomy places the organism in Eukaryota, Fungi, Ascomycota, Sordariomycetes, Sordariales, Sordariaceae. The record is from RefSeq and is a predicted model, not a curated record. The coding region runs from base 1 to 600 and encodes 199 amino acids.
AUGGGCGACCCAGUCGUUGGACUUGGUGAUGAUAAAGACAGCGAGGACGACGAUAAUAAUAAUGAAAAUAACCCGUAUGCCCUAUUCCAAGCCUUCCUCAAUUCCGAUACCGCCAAUGGGAUAUAUAAAGGAAUAUGUCUGUUGGAGGUGUCCCGUGUCACGUGCGGCCAGCCAUGGCUCCCUCUGGCCAUGGCCCCACCGCACAGGGACCUCCCUUGCCCUACUUCUAGACCUCCAGACUUGCACAGUCUGACCACACACAAUACAUCACCAUCAUUGAUUCGUUCGUGCAGUAUUCUAUCUAGCUCUAAUACUACCCCUGGUCCUAGCGCUACCACUGGUCCUGCCGCUGCCCCUAGUCCUAGUGCUGCAUUUCCCACCCCCGGUGGCCGGGGUGGUAGUGGCCGAGGUUCUAGUACUGCAUCUAGUUCUAUCUCUAGCUCUGGUGCCGCCUCAGGCUCUAGUGCCGUCUCUAGUACUACCCCUAAUGCCGAAACCCCUAGCUUAAGCGCCCAUAGCGACUAUAUUCGCCUUAUUAAUAAGGACGAAGACGAUCCUAUACGAAAUAUAAAAAGGAUCCGAAGUAUUAAGGUACCUUAA